Molecule: messenger RNA, 2075 nt
Organism: Chenopodium quinoa (quinoa)
Lineage: Eukaryota; Viridiplantae; Streptophyta; Magnoliopsida; Caryophyllales; Amaranthaceae
Product: protein TolA-like
Exons: 5
Coding region: 1189-1938 (249 amino acids)
Source: RefSeq, a predicted model, not a curated record
CUAACAAAGAACGUUGCAUCAACUAAAUAAAGAACAUUAAGUACAUCAUCUAACAAAGAACUUUCUACCAUCUAACAAAGAACAUUGUAUCAUCUAACAAAGAACAUCUUAUUCUCUAAUAAAGAACAUUUAAUUUUAUAACAAUGACCAUAUAGACAUAAAUGUAAUGUACAAGAUAAUAUGUACAAAAAGAAUAUUUCCAACUAAAUAAAGAACAUAUAGACAUAAAUGUAAUGUACAUAAUAAUAUGUAAAAAAAGAACAUUUCAACCUAAAUAAAGAACAUUAAGUACAUGGAGAAUAAACAUCUGGACUUUUUUAAUCAAAACAUUAAAAAAAUUCAAAAAUUCAAUCUACGAGUAAAAAGCACAAAAAAAAAUCUUUUAAAAAAAUAAAGGAAAAUUCGCCCAAAAUAAUACCGUCUCUCACUCAUAUUACAAUAAUGGAGCAAGCUUUAUUUUAUUUCAAAAUAGAACCCCACCUUUCACCCCACUUUUGUACAAAUGGAACGAGUUACAUGCAACCUGUUAAUUAGUCAGAUUGUAGGUGAAAGUCAACGGUUGACUUCCAUUCCCCCUCUAAGGAUGCCAUCUUGGCAUUAAUUACCCCCAACUACCUCUCUUUUCCCUCUUUACUUUCUUUCCCUCUCACACUCUGUCUCAUCUUUCCUUUCCCUCCUCUAUGUACUCCAUUAAAGAAGACAUUAUACCAUUAAAGAAGAGAGUGAGUACAUAAUUGAAGGUUGUUAGCCGUCCCCAUCAUCUUCAGAAGGAAGCCACAGUGGAUGGAAGAACAUAAUUUGAGAAGAUUGACUACCCUAAUUGUGCAGUAAAGAAGAAGCACUAAACAUGUUGCAGUCGGAGAAAACUCCCAAGCGGUCUUCUGCGACCAUCCGCAAAGAUCUUGCGGAGAAAGCUGUCGCCGAGCUCAGGGCCAAGGAAUUGAGCACCUGACCCUUUCUUAAGUUUAUUUUAAGAAUUAUCUUGCCCAGAUACUAACUUUGACUUGGUUAAUUUCGCAGGGGGGAGAAGUUGGGAAAUCGUUUGAGAAGAAUCUCAAACGGGCUAGAGAGGAGGCCCCAGCCAUUCUCAACAAAAUAAAAAAGUUUGCCUCUGCGUCAACUCCUGGCGCAUCAGCCGGGGCUAAGACGAUACGGGUAUCAGGGCGACUCGAGAAGGUAGGCGGCAGCAUGUGCCUUGAUCUUAUCAACCCUUUAUCAGCAGCCGCGGGGUUCACCACGCCUGCAAGCGGUUCCCGCUUGGCCGGCUCUGAAGAUCAAUCUCCCCGCUGGCCAGACGUCCAGAAGCACGCCAAGGCCAUGCUGGAAGCCGUCCGGAUGAGGGAUAAGGACAAUACCCCUAGGAUAGAGACGUUCAAUCUUGAACGCGUUCUAUCCCUUCUGGCUGAGGCCAUGCUGCGGGUGGACGGGCUCAAGCGUCCUUAUUCCCGCAAACGGGAAGAGGCGUUUAAAAUCCAGCAGCUGGAGCUAGAUCUGAAGGCGGCCGACCAGCGGGCUACGAAUGCUGAGACGGCCAAGAAGGGGGCGGAGGAGGCCCAGAAGAAGGCGGACGAGAGCGCCAAAAAGGCUGAUGAGGCGCUCAAGAAGGCCCAGGCGGACCUUGGCAAACUGAAGACCAAGGUUGAGAGGUUAGAGAAGGAUGCUGCUCAAGCUCAGAAAAACUUUGCAGCAACCCUGGAGGUGAAGCAAAACCGCCUUGUUGCUGAAAGUGAUGCUGACAACGACGCCCGUAUGAAGAUUGCUUGGGCUGCCUUGUACCCAGAUGCGGAUUAUAGCAUCUGGGCAAUGGCGCACAGCUAUGCCGAGUACGUGGUGUACUUGAGAGAGCAAGGCGAGCCAGAUCCUGCCUCCUUUGAAGCCUGGAUCAACUCCAAUGAGCCGGCCGCACCUGAGCUUCCUUGUCCUGGUGAAGCGCAUUAAAUUCCCUCAGAUGAUGAGGAGAAGCGGGAGAACCAGGAGGCUCCGUCUGCAGGCCAGAACUGACCCCUCAACGGCAGUAUGCCAAUCUUUGCUUUUUUAAUUUUCUUUUUAUUCAAGCUGUAUGCCAAAACUUUCUU